Messenger RNA from Drosophila obscura, 1322 nucleotides. Its product is annotated as serine/threonine-protein phosphatase alpha-3 isoform-like. The transcript has a single exon. The record is from RefSeq and is a predicted model, not a curated record. Gene Ontology annotation, cellular component: cytoplasm; nucleus. Lineage: Eukaryota; Metazoa; Arthropoda; Insecta; Diptera; Drosophilidae. Gene Ontology annotation, molecular function: protein serine/threonine phosphatase activity. The coding region runs from base 108 to 1175 and encodes 355 amino acids.
AAAAGAAAAAUAAUUAAAUAAUAAUAAUCCACAACCAAACACCAGGACACGGACAUAAAAAGCGAAGGUACCCUCCACAUCGCCCACCCGCCGAAUUCGACUUUGAAAUGUACGAACCCUUGAACGUCAAAGCCACGCCAGAAUCCGCACUGAUCAGGGCGAAUCGGAGGUCUGGCCACAGCAGUCCAUUGGGCCAUGGAACCGUGGGUACCGCGCACAAUCCGUUCAUACCGUCUAGACGUUCCUCUUAUCAACGGAACGGAAUGGAGCAACUGGACCAGCUCAUAGCGAAGCUCACGCAGAUGGCGGAUAGUGCGGGCGGUGUCCAGCUGUCGGCCAUGGACCUCGAGGCCCUGUGUCUGAGAGCCCGCGGAGUGCUGCUCCAGGAGCCGGCGCUGCUGGAGAUCCAAGCACCCGUGAACGUCCUGGGUGACAUUCACGGACAGUAUGGUAACCUGCUGAAGUACUUGGCGGCUGGUGGAUAUCCGCCAGAGGGACGAUACCUGUUGCUGGGCGACUACGUGGACCGCGGCAGGAACUCGAUCGAGACGCUCACACUGUUGCUGGCCCUGAAGGUGCGCUACCCGAGUCACUUCUUCCUCCUCCGAGGCAACCACGAGUCCGCCAGCAUAAACCGCGUAUACGGCUUCUUCGAUGAGUGCAAGCGACGCUUCACGGUCAAGAUGUGGCGCACCUUCGUCGACUGCUACAACUGUCUGCCCAUCGCGGCGGUGAUCGAGAAAAGCAUAUUCUGCUGCCAUGGCGGCCUCAGUCCCGACCUCUUCAGCCUCGACCAGAUCCGCACCAUAGUGCGCCCCUGCGAAAUCCCCGAGUCGGGUAUGCUGUGCGACCUGCUCUGGUCCGAUCCGGACUUUGCCAACUACGGUUGGCAUCCGAACGAGCGCGGUGUGAGCCACACCUUCGGCGCAGAUGUGGUGACCGCCUUUAUGCUGCGCUUCCACUUGACCCUCAUUUGUCGCGGCCAUCAGGUCGUCGAGGAUGGCUACGAGUUCUUUGCCAAGCGGCAGCUGAUAACCAUCUUCUCGGCCCCAAACUACUGCGGGGAGUUUGACAAUGCGGGGGCCAUGAUGUCAAUCGAUAAGGAUCUGCUAUGCACAUUUCGCAUCCAAAAGCCGAUACCCAUCCGACGAAUGAUUUUUCCCGUGGAUAAAUAAUUCUCCUUAACACAUUUCGAAGAAUUUGUUAUUCGAAGGGAGUUACGUUACGGUUGAAAUUGGGCAAAUAGACCACAUGAUGAAUCAGUGAAUGUAAAAAGAGAUGUCUUAUAUAAAUAAAACUCUUUAAUUUGACCACAAUCACAA